AUGGGGGACCCAACCUGCUGGUCUGGACAAUUCCAGCCGCAGCUAUGCUGUGACACCGCGACCCACGGUGCCCGGGGAAACCUCAGAUGCUGGGACGAGGCCUUUACCUUCGAGCGGUGCUGUCCGCCUUUGGAGCCACCAAGCAAGGUUGGAUCCUGCUGGUCUGGUGGAUUCGGCCCAGAGCUGUGCUGCGCCGAUGGGAAGACGACAGACUGCUGGGACGAAGUUUACACCUUCGAGAGGUGCUGCCCUGGGGUUCAGUCCCAAAGCUCCCUGGCCUGGUGGCUACUCCCCUGCCAGCCGCAGUGCCUGGAUGACUGGAGCUUCCAGGAGCUGGGGAUCCUUGCCAUUGCCCUGCUGCUGCCCUGUGUGCUCUAUCUGCUCAGCCAUUGCCGAGCUGGGAGGAUCGGAACUUGGCUCGCCUCUGGAGGAGUUCUGCUUCCGCAGCGCAGCUGGGCACCCGACUUCUUUCGAUUGCUUUGUCUCGGUUCCCAGAUGUCCAUCCACUUCUUGCAGCGCGGACGGAAGGUGCUCUCGGCCUACCUCCUCAGCCAACAGGAUGUCGCACGAGCAGGCAUCGCCAAGCUUUGGUUGCGCAAGGCUUUGCGUCAGGCGCCUGCCGCGAUUCUGACCGGAUUGAUACACGCCCAGGCAGUCCCUCAGCUGUUGGAGUCCGCUGCUGGCUGGGCCAGAGCUCCAAAUGCGGCCAUCCGACAUGAAAUGGCUUGUUGGUUGCUGGUCUCGCUCGGACUCGCACUGGGCAGCAAAGCGCUGAGGUUCGUAUAUGGACUUGGGCUCAGUCUUCUUGUGCUGCACUUCGGCAUCCAGUCUUGCAGAGUCCACGAUCUGGUGACUCUCAGUCGGAAGAUGACGGAUCAGACCUCUGCACAAGCACUGAUGGGGGAGCUCUUGCCGCUUUACCUCCUCGCGUUUGCGUUGUCAAAUCUGCCGCCUUGGCGACCACUGCCACCCAUCCUCGGUCUACUCUUUGGGGUGCUGGGCAGUGGUUGGCUGUCGACACGAUUGGUGAGCAAUGUGGGCGGAGAUUCGCCACCCUACAUGGACCCUCGGCUCUAUGUUUGGGUGGAUCUGCCCUUCUUGUUGGGAACCGUCUACUUCUUGAAAGCUUCGGAGACCGAGACGAGGUGCUCGGGACAUCUCAUGGGCGUGGUGGCAUCUUCCAGUCUCAUGGCACAGAUGAUUUCCCAUCGGAUUUUGCUGGAGUGGGUGGCUGCUCUUCGAGGUGGUGAGAAGACGUCCAUGGUGGACGCCCUCUUGUCACUCCCAGGAUUCGGCCUCCUCUCCAUAUUGCUGGCUUAUGUGAUGACAGUCCUCAUCGGAAUUCCGGGGACAUGGCUUCUAGGCAAGUUGGUAACGCCUUGGUUCUCCCCUGCUGCAAAUUUCUUCUUCGCUGCCUACGUGCUGUUCUUCGCGGCUUACGUGGUCAUCGAAGAGGAGCUUCUCACCAAGGUCUUCAGCAUUGCGAGACAAGGAAUGGCCUUUCAUGGCGCGUGCCCCAUUGCGGUUUUCGUGAAGGAGCCGAGCCUCCUUCUGAGCAGGGCCUCUUGGGCCAUAGCAGGCGAGAGGGCUGACAUGGUGGAAGGCUCUGGGUGUGCGACGCAGGCUUUAGCACGGACCCUCACCUUGAAGGUCUGCACGCUUCAGCGACUGGAAGAGCAAGCCGCACGCACGGAGCACUUCCUGUGUAGGCGCGUCAGGGUUGGCUCGCACGAAGUCUCGGCGAUUUGUGUUCUUUACACGACUCUUGGAUUCUACUCGGCCGAGUAG
Molecule: messenger RNA, 1788 nt
Organism: Symbiodinium sp. CCMP2592
Lineage: Eukaryota; Dinophyceae; Suessiales; Symbiodiniaceae
Source: the annotation of a GenBank genome assembly